Carya illinoinensis is the source of this 3099-nucleotide messenger RNA. Its product is annotated as kinesin-like protein KIN-13A. Bases 359 to 2812 code for a protein of 817 amino acids. Gene Ontology annotation, biological process: microtubule-based movement. The record is from RefSeq and is a predicted model, not a curated record. The transcript has 15 exons. Gene Ontology annotation, molecular function: microtubule binding; ATP binding; microtubule motor activity. Lineage: Eukaryota; Viridiplantae; Streptophyta; Magnoliopsida; Fagales; Juglandaceae.
CGUUGACAAGUAAUCUUUUAUAUGAACAAGGCGUAGCAGUCUCUCGCGUGGAGCCUCGGCCAUUUAUCACAAUUCACACACGCAGAGGAAAGAGACAUUUGAACCUUUCCCGUACGAUUGAAUUAGGGUUUUGCUUUGUCAUUUCGCUUCGGAUCCGAUCGCAACCUAGAAGUUCAUCCAUUUCAAACUACAGAUCUUGAUCGUGUAAAUCAUUGUCUUAUCGCAACCCGAUUCCGUGGAUUCGAUUCCUCGUUCUCGCGUCAUCAUUUUCAUGUUAUACUUUGAAUUCGAUUUUUCCCCUCCUUCGUUGUCUAAUAGAUCUUGAAAAUUGGCUCCUCAACGACGAUCCCAGCGCCACAUGGGUGGCCAGAUGCAGCAGAACAAUGCUGCGGCCACGACUGCGCUCUACGAUCACGCCGGUGGCGGGCCUCUUCACAAUGCAGGCUCCGCAAAUGACGCCGGCGAUGCGGUCAUGGCACGGUGGCUCCAGUCCGCUGGGUUGCAGCAUCUGGCCUCUCCCUUGGCCUCCACCAGUAUCGAUCACCGCCUCCUCCCCAAUCUUCUUAUGCAGGGUUAUGGAGCGCAGUCAGCUGAAGAGAAGCAGAGACUUUAUAAGUUGAUGAGAAACCUCAAAUUUAGUGGGGAGUCUGCCUCCGAGCUGUACACACCGGCUGCCCAAACUUCAGGAGGGGUUCCCACUUCGGAUGGGUUUUAUUCUCCGGAGUUCAGGGGUGAUUUUGGAGCUGGGCUCUUGGAUCUUCAUGCUAUGGAUGAUACGGAGCUUCUGUCGGAGCAUGUUAUUCCAGAACCAUUUGAGCCCUCGCCCUUUAUGCCUGGUGGUACAAAAGCAUUUGAUGAUGACUCUAAUGCGACAGCGGGUGGACAGCAAGGAGGGCAACCAAAUGUAGAUGCAUCACUUCUAUUACCUAUGAAUGAAAAAGAGAAUACAAAGGAGAAUAACGUGGCUAAAAUUAAAGUCGUGGUUCGUAAAAGGCCUUUGAACAAGAAGGAGCUUUCUCGGAAGGAGGAUGAUAUAGUAAACGUAUAUGACAAUGCUUAUUUGACUGUCCAUGAACCCAAACUGAAGGUGGACUUGACUGCAUAUGUGGAGAAGCACGAGUUUUGUUUUGAUGCUGUUCUUAAUGAGUAUGUCACUAAUGAUGAGGUAUACAGGGUUACUGUUGAACCAAUCAUUCCUACCAUUUUUGACCGAACAAAGGCUACAUGUUUUGCGUAUGGUCAGACUGGUAGUGGCAAGACAUUCACAAUGCAACCGUUACCUCUCAGAGCAUCAGAGGACCUUGUUAGAUUGUUACAUCAGCCAUUCUAUCGUAAUCAGAGAUUUAAAUUGUGGCUUAGCUAUUUUGAGAUAUAUGGUGGAAAACUCUUUGAUCUUCUCAGUGACAGAAAGAAACUAUUUAUGAGGGAAGAUGGAAAGCAACAAGUUUGCAUUGUUGGACUCCAAGAAUUUGAAGUUUCUGAUGUACAAAUUGUUAAAGAAUACAUUGAGCGAGGUAAUGCUGCAAGAAGUACGGGAUCCACUGGUGCCAAUGAGGAAUCUUCCAGGUCACAUGCUAUCUUGCAACUUGUUGUAAAGAAGCACAGCGAGGUAAAAGAAUCCAAGCGUAGCAAUGACGGAAAUGAGUCUAAAUCUGCAAAAGUUGUUGGGAAGAUUUCUUUUAUUGAUCUUGCUGGUAGUGAAAGAGGUGCUGACACCACUGACAAUGACCGACAAACAAGGAUUGAGGGAGCUGAAAUCAACAAGAGCCUUUUGGCUCUCAAGGAGUGCAUUCGUGCUCUGGACAAUGAUCAGAUCCAUAUUCCUUUUCGCGGAAGCAAACUCACAGAAGUGCUUCGUGACUCUUUUGUCGGCAAUUCAAGGACUGUUAUGAUCUCUUGCAUUUCUCCAAAUGCUGGUUCCUGUGAACAUACGCUCAAUACUUUGCGAUAUGCAGACCGGGUUAAAAGUCUCUCCAGAAGUGGAAAUGCAAGAAAGGAUCAGGGUAUCAGUUCAGUACCAUCAAGUAAUAAAGAUGCUUUGUCACUAUCAUGUUUGCCGGUUUCUGUUGACUCACAGGAUGUCUGUGACCAGCGGCAAGAGGUGAAAGUAGCAGAUAUGGGAAGGAGGGUUGUGGAAAAGGAAAAUUUUUCAUACAAUUCUACUGCUGAGUUUAGUAAACAGCCCUCCAGUGUUUCAUCUAGUUACCCCUUGAAUGGCCGAGAGGAAAAAGGGGUUGCUUCUGGCUCAAUGGACAGAGAGAGGUAUGAAAUGAAAAUUUCCUAUGGAGAUUCUACCACUGAAAAGACAUACUCUUCUUAUUCCCAAAACUCAGUAGAGACAGAAGAGAAAGUGCAAAAGGUGUCACCACCUCGCAGAAAAGUUUCUAGGGAAGAAAAGUCGGAGAAGCUGGGGAACUGGAUGAAAAAAGACCGUAACGGGCCGGAUUUUUCCGCCACAAGCACCAGGCAGCAGAAUACAAGCAUUUACAGCACAAAUAAUGUUGGACCCCAACGACAUGAUCCAGAACUUCUUCCUGAUGGAAAUAUUAAUGAAAUACUUGAGGAAGAAGAGGCCUUGAUUGCUGCUCAUAGAAAAGAAAUUGAAGACACAAUGGAGAUUGUUCGUGAGGAAAUGAAACUACUGGCAGAAGUGGACCAACCAGGCAGCCUCAUCGACAACUAUGUGACACAAUUGAACUUUGUGCUUUCUCGCAAGGCAGCAGGCCUGGUUGGUCUUCAAGCUCGCCUUGCAAGGUUCCAGCACAGAUUGAAAGAACAGGAGAUACUUAGUCGGAAAAGAGUGCUGCGAUAAGUCACAAUGCACAAGAUGGGUUGAGGUACUUUUAGGAGAAGGAUAUAAGGUAAUGCACAACCGAACUGUACUUGAGGGCUAUGGUUCUGUAACUUCCAAACUUUUGGCUUGAACAAGAGGUUCCAUGUCUGUUACCAAAGAUUGUAGCGUAGUCAAUUGUGCUUUUUAGAUGGGUCUGAUGUGAUCUUCCCCAGAUUUUAAGGGUUUGUGGACCGUUGCUGUUGCUUACAGGUGACUGGAUUUGAUUCACAAAUUAAAUUCAAGAAAAGGUAAAAAAAAAAAAAAAA